Messenger RNA from Symbiodinium natans, 2592 nucleotides. NCBI's taxonomy places the organism in Eukaryota, Dinophyceae, Suessiales, Symbiodiniaceae. The record is from the annotation of a GenBank genome assembly.
AUGUCCUACAUCUACCUGGACGCCGGUUUUAUUCAAAUGCUGAAGGCUGGGACGCCAGCGCUCCUUAUGUUCGUUCUCUACAUCUGCAAGAUCGAGACCAUCUCGCCGUUGAGUGGUUGCCUGGCGAUGUCCAUGGUGGGUGGCAGCCUGCUCGCCUGUCUGCAGCAGCCCAACAUCAACAUGCUAGGCAUGUUCAUCCAGUUGGUUUCCCAAGUCUGCGAAGUCGUGCAAUGCACCGCCGUGCAGAUCUUCCUGCAGAAGCGUGGAUUCGAGGCCUGGGAUGCAGGCUUCUACCUCGCUCCCGCAGUCGCAUCGUGCUGCCUGGUGACGUCGCUCAUCUUAGAGUGGCCGACCAUCAUCGCCGACCAGCAGGUAUGGCUGCUCUUCGACCAGUUGCCCCUGCUUAUGGCCAGUGGUGCGAUCGGAAUCGUCGUCAACCUCUCGUCCUUGCUGGUGAUCAAGUACACCUCGAGCCUUAUGGCCAAACUCCUUGUCAUCGUGCGCAGCAGCGCGCUCGUGCUGUUCUUCUUCGCGCUGGGAGAGGACUUCACUUGGGUGCAGGUUGCUGGUUACGUCUUCACAAUCCUCGCCUUCUGUGGCUACUCCGUGGUGAAGGCUCACGACGCCGAGAAAGCAGAGGAGGAGAUCGUAUCCAAGAGGCUGAUCCUCAUGGAGGAGGGGGGCGCGCCCCCAGAGGAGGUGGCCCUUGUCGAGGCAGGCCAGGGCGGUUGCUUCUCGUCGGAGGAGCCAGCGAAGAUGCGACAAGCGGGCAACUUCUCAGACUUGGAUUUGACCUCGGGCAUGUUCUGGUUCGCCUUCCUGAUCGUCCUGGCCAGCGCGUACCAGGCCGCCGUGCUUGGCGAGAUUCAAUUUCCCGUGCCUUACCGAGCCUUUGUUGGCGUGGCGACGCCGGGACAAGUCCCGCCUGCUCCAUACAUGCCGCUCACAUCCCUCAACCAGGAGAGCCCCGUGCGGCAGAAGCAAGCGCUACUGGCCUCCUCUGUAGAGUCCUCCGCCAAGGUGUUCUACCUCGAGGACGGGCGCUUCCUGGUUCGCCAGGGCUCGAGGGUGACCCUGGCGCGGCGGCACCCGGAGCACUACCUGUCCUCCUCCUGGCUGGUCUCCUCCAGCGAGUUCGGUGCCGUCCAGCUGCGCGCCUACGACUCGGACGGAGACUUCCGCUGGCUUUCGUGCAACUUCCAGCUGACGUACGACCAACUGGAGGCCUGCUCUUUCUGGAUGGCAGCCUCCCACUUCGACCACUGGGAGACUGAGGAGGACGGCUCGAACGAGUUCAUUCUCAGCGGACAGGGCCCUCGCUUUGGGAACCUCUCCGUGGCAGUCAGCGGGAUGGGCCUUUCAUGGAGCUCUCGGCCACAGCCCUUCCAGGUAGCGAACUGGGUUCCUGAGUCCUGCUCCCUCGAUGGCAUGCAGCCUGUUGCCGAGCCUUAUGCCGCGGCCAAGCAGGAGGUGACGAUCACCAUGAUCACGAACUUCACCAAGCAAGCCCGUAGCGGCAUGUUCCGCCAGGCGCUGAGCUCCGUCUUUGAGCACCUCAAGGACCGCCGGCUCUAUGUCAAGGAGAUCCUGGUGGUGGACGAGUGGUAUGCCGGGAGGUCCCAGGCCCUGAACGGCACCCUGACCGGGCCUACCAGCAAGGAGGCCCGUGAGCAGAUCUUGGGGUUCUUCCCCGGCUGCGAGGGCUUCGACACGGCCGGAGCCGCCCAGAGAGCUUCCCGGUGCUCCUUCGUCUUCAAGGAGCCGGAGGAGAGUGGUCAGGCGAGAUCUCUGAACAUCCUCACGCAGCUGAUGGAGACAGAGUUCUGGCUGCACCUCGACGACAGCUCCCUGUUCUACCAGGACUUCUACCUCUCCCGACUGCUCCAGCCCAUCUACGAACAGAAGGAGCGCUGUGACGCGGCCUACGCCUUGGCCCACCCAACGACCAGCACCACAACAACAACUGAGAGUACCACAGCACCGACACUCUUCCCUUUCCUGGCACCACCACCUCUUUCACCGACGCUGCCACCGUUGUCGCCCGCGCUGGGCGCGCCGCUCCCCACAAUGCCGGCUCCUCCUUCGCUCUUCGUAUACCCCGAGAAGAAGCGGCGCCUCGACGAGGAGUCAAGUUCCGAAACUUGCCAGGCAGUCGCUGGAGUUUCCCUUACUCUCCGCGCUGCCGACGACACCUCCGAGCGUACUGGAAGACCUUACGAGGUCGAGAAGUACGCCGUUCCACAGAUCGUUUUCAAUGAUACCUACGUCCAGCAGCUGCUCCGUGACGGAGGUCUGGACAAGGACUCUGGGAACUCGAAAGAGAAGUCGGAGUCGUUUGAACAGGAAACCGACACCCGGUCGGAGCUGUUUGAAAAGGUGGGGGCAGCCCGCUGGCCCCUAGCCCCGUUGAGGCCUGCCUUGUUCAACCUUACCUACAUCAAGAGUCUGGAGGCCCCUCUCUUUGAAGAAGAGGCAAGGGGCAUGUUUUCAGAGGAUACGCCCAACCAAGAUCUCGAGUUUUUAACACGCUGGGCCCGUGGAGGCGCUGCGUUUGCUUCUUUGAUUCCUGGUACUUGCAUGCUUUCCGUGUGA